Molecule: messenger RNA, 1827 nt
Organism: Drosophila melanogaster (fruit fly)
Lineage: Eukaryota; Metazoa; Arthropoda; Insecta; Diptera; Drosophilidae
Exons: 9
Coding region: 81-1757 (558 amino acids)
Biological process (GO): nucleotide catabolic process
Cellular component (GO): extracellular region
Molecular function (GO): metal ion binding; nucleotide binding; hydrolase activity
Source: RefSeq, marked reviewed
AAUUGCAAUAAACGGUCGCUUGCGAUCUUCAAAAUCAAAUCGAUAACUUGCAGGUGCAGAUUCUGGUGCGUUGGAGUAAAAUGGCAACCGCUUGCAAUCGACUGACAUGGUCGCUGGUAGUGGUGGUGGCGGUGAUGGCGGUCAUGUGCUCAUCCGCGGAGGCUGCCGACAAGGAGGGCUUUCCCGUGGCCAUAAUCCACAUAAAUGAUUUGCACGCCAGGUUCGAGGCCACGGACACCUCCGGUGGCACCUGCGACGAGGGCGAGGAGUGCAUCGGUGGCUAUCCGCGCACCGUUUACACCGUGAAGCGUCUGCUUCAGGAGCAAGCGGAGCUCAAUCCCAUCUACAUCAAUGCCGGCGACAGUUUUCAGGGCACGUUGUGGUACAACAUCGGUCGAUGGAACGUUACGCAGCAGCUGCUGAACCUUCUGCCCGCCGAUGUGAUGACCCUCGGCAAUCACGAGUUCGAUCACGGUGUGGAGGGCGUGGUGCCAUUCCUAGAGACGGUGGACACCAAUAUGCUGGUGGCCAACAUGGACUGCGCCCACGAGCCCACCAUGGAGGGCAAGUACAACAAGUCGAUGAUAAUCGAGCGAUCGGGCCGCAAGAUUGGUGUGAUUGGUGUUAUCCUGGAGACAACCUACGAUCUGGCCAAUACCGGUAAGGUGAUCUUUCGCAACGAGAGCGACACCAUUCGCGAGGAGGCGCAGCUGCUGAAGGCCCAGGGUGCCAACAUCAUCAUUGUCGUCUCCCACUGCGGCUACGAUGUGGAUCAGCAGAUCGCUGCGAAUGCCGGCGAUUGGAUCGACGUCAUCGUUGGCUCCCAUUCGCACACCUUCCUCUACACGGGUGAUCCGCCUGGGCCACACACGCCAUCCGGUGAUUAUCCCACCGAGGUUAUCCACAGCUCUGGCCACCGCGUGCUCAUUGUCCAGGCAUCGGCCUAUGCCCGCUACGUGGGCAACCUGAUCGUCUAUUUCGAUGACAACGGCGAUGUGCUGGACUACGAGGGUGAUCCGCUCUACAUGGACCAAUCCGUGCCAGAAGAUGAUAUCGUUCUACAAGCCAUGGUGCCUUGGCAACUCGAGAUGAAACCCAUUGCCGAGCGGACAGUGGGCCAGAGUCGCGUGAAUCUCCAGCAGAGUCAGUGCAGCAGUGGGGAAUGCAAUCUGGGUAACUUCUUCACCGAUGCUAUGCUUCAUGCGUUUGUCAAGGAUGCUUCAUCGUCGUCUGAAGAGAGUUGGAGUAACGUGACCAUUGCCUUGACAUCAACGGGAACUUUUCGAGUGCCUAUUCCAGCUGGCAACAUCACCUACAAGCAAUUGUUUGCCAUGUGCCCAUGGCAGAAUAGACUGGUGACCCUCAGUCUGCGUGGUAAGCACAUUGUGGAGCUGCUGGAGCAUGUGGUGGCGCCCAUGAAUGCCAGUUCGGCCACGCCGCGUUCCUCCCGAUUCCUCCAGGUUUCCGGUCUCCGUAUCCGUUACGAUUUGAACGCCGAUCAGCGAGUAUUCAGUGUGCGAGUAAGAUGCUCCAAGUGCCUGGUGCCCAGGUAUAUUCCACUCGAUUUGGAGCACAAGUACCGCGUGGUCGUCAUGGAGUACCUGGCGAAUGGGAAGAACGGAUUUAGCGUAAUCAGCGAAAAUGCAGAAGAUCCAGAGUUUGGUCCUUUCGACUUGGACGCCUUAAUGGACUACAUGAACUCCACCGGGCCAAUUACGACUGCAAUCGAGCAAAGGAUUCAGUUUGUAACUACUUAGACUUUAUAGUAUGGUCGAAAAAUGUAGUAAACCUAUAUAAUAAAAUAUACAUAUGUAUGGUUUCAUUUUG